UUUUUUUUUUUUUUUUUUUUUUUUUUUUUUGGGUGAGAAAGGUUAGAGAAGAUAGGGAAGAUGAACAUUAAGAAACUCAAGAUAUGUGAAUAUUAAAAAUUUAGUUUUUUAACCCUAAAAAAGAACAAUGCUUAUGUGAUGUAUAAUGUAGUAUGAAACGGAAGUCAAAUAAUAUAUUAAACUAAAUAUGUGUAUGUAUAUAUGAUAUAAAACAACAUAUCAUUUUUAUAUGUUAUUCAAAUAGAAGGGUGUUAUUGGGUACACUUUAAAUUUUGCUCAACCCUGAAGAUAACCGAUAAAACGGCCUCAAUUUUAUUGUUUGCUUUAGGCCUCUAAAAACAUUGAGCCGGCCCGGUCUAAAUGGGAUUUACGACGGUAGCCUGUCUGUACGUAGACAACGAUAACCACAUAAAGUUGAAGGUCACAAGUCAGAAUAUUUGAUAAUGAGGACGGAAAUUCAGCCAUAAAAUCCCAUUAUUUUUCGAUUCAUCACUUGCAAUAGCAGCAGACCAUGUCGAAUUUCGUUCGUCUUCUUUCUGUUAUUCUUAUCAUUAUUAUGGUGAUGAAUAACAAUGCAUACGGUGUUGUUGACGACUACGUACGACAUGAUUUUCCACCUCAUUUUGUUUUCGGUGCCGGAAGUUCUGCCUACCAGGUUGAAGGAGCGGUGUUGGAAGAGGGGCGUACUUUCAGCAUUUGGGACACUUUUGCUCAUUCAGUGUUAAUUUUCCGGAUCCAAAAUAUCAGGCUACUAUAAUGGAGCAAAUGGUGAUGUAGCAUGUGAUGGGUACCACAAAUACAAGGUAUAUAUCAUGAAGACAUUGAACUUAUGGCGGACACAGGUCUGGAAGCUUAUAGAUUUUCCAUCUCUUGGUCCAGACUCAUCCCAAAUGGCAGAGGAUCUGUGAAUUUAAAGGGAUUACAAUACUACAAUGAUUUCAUCAACAACCUUAUCAGCCAUGGUCAAGAAUACAACCACAUAUUACAUUACAUCAUGAUGAUCUACCACAGAUUCUCGAAGACGAAUAUGGAGGAUGGCUUAGUAGAAAAGCGGAAAGACUUCGUUGCAUAUGCUGACGUUUGCUUCAGAGAAUUUGGCGAUAGGGUUUUGCAUUGGACUACUUUUAAUGAAGCUAAUGUAUUUACUUUAGGUGGUUAUGAUGGGGGUUUCUCGCCACCUGGACGAUGUUCCUACCCAUUUGGGGCAACUAAUUGUGCUAACGGUGACUCCACAUCAGAACCGUACAUUGUAGGUCACCAUUUGUUGUUGGCACAUGCAUCAACUGUAAGGCUCUACCGAAAAAAAUACAAGGCCACGCAACAUGGUUUUGUUGGAAUAAAUAUCUAUGCCUUUUGGUAUGAACCAAAUACAAAUACAACUGAAGAUCUGAAAGCUACCGAAAGAGCACAUGAUUUCUACGUGGGCUGGUUUUUGAAUCCAUUGGUGAACGGGGAUUACCCAGAAAUAAUGAAGAAAAACGCAGGCAAUCGAAUGCCAAAUUUUACCAAACAUGAAUCAGAGAGGAUCAAGGGUUCAUUUGACUUUUUUGGCAUAAACCACUAUAGCACAUUAUAUGUCAAGGACAACCCCGGAGGUCUUGAAAUGGAGAUCAGAGACUUCAGUGCUGACAUGGCGACAACGCUUCUAUUCAACGGAACAGAAGUCAAUCCGAGUCAGUUUGAGGUGGAUCCAUUGGGUCUGCAAAAGCUCCUUAACUAUCUGAAGGAAAAAUAUGGAAAUCCUCCUAUUUACAUCCAUGAAAAUGGCCAAGUACAGCCACGUAACGGAACAUUGAUCGACACCCCAAGGGUAGAGUACCUGCAUGCCUAUAUUGGUGCUUUGUUGGAUGCACUAAGGAAUGGAUCGAACACAAUGGGAUAUUUUGCCUGGUCUUUUUUGGAUCUUUUUGAGUUGUUAGAUGGCUAUAAAACCGGUUAUGGUUUGUACUAUGUCGACUUGGAUGACAAUGAGUUGACUCGAUAUCCUAAGCUUUCUGCACACUGGUACGCCGGAUUUUUGAAAGGAAAGAACAUGAGUGGCAUUUUUGAAAAUGUGGACGUAAAAGACACAUUCUCUUCCAUGAUGUGGGCAACACAUGAUCUGGUCUGAUGCGGCGCCUUAUACGGUUGACCCAAUAUUUGAACAAAUUAUUCCAAGUUUUACACAGAUAUAAAAUUUAUGUCU
Molecule: messenger RNA, 2185 nt
Organism: Helianthus annuus (common sunflower)
Lineage: Eukaryota; Viridiplantae; Streptophyta; Magnoliopsida; Asterales; Asteraceae
Product: beta-glucosidase 11
Exons: 13
Coding region: 830-2110 (426 amino acids)
Biological process (GO): carbohydrate metabolic process
Molecular function (GO): beta-glucosidase activity
Source: RefSeq, a predicted model, not a curated record